Messenger RNA from Xenopus laevis (African clawed frog), 1830 nucleotides. It is a transcript of the gene pyroxd2.L, whose product is annotated as pyridine nucleotide-disulphide oxidoreductase domain 2 L homeolog. Lineage: Eukaryota; Metazoa; Chordata; Amphibia; Anura; Pipidae. Gene Ontology annotation, cellular component: mitochondrial matrix. Gene Ontology annotation, molecular function: oxidoreductase activity. The record is from RefSeq and is marked provisional.
CUGAAGUGUAAAUAUGCCCGGCUGUGGGUUGCAUUGCUUAAAACCAACACUCUGGCAAGGCAGACGCUCUUACUCCAAAAUACCGGGCCAACUAAAGCUGAAAUAUGAUGCUGUGAUCAUUGGAGGAGGACACAAUGGGCUUGUGGCGGCAGCAUAUCUGCAGAGAUCUGGAGUAAAUACAGUGGUUCUUGAGCGGAGGCAUUUGAUUGGUGGAGCUGCUGUUACAGAGGAAAUCAUUCCAGGUUUUAAGUUCUCUAGGGCAUCUUACCUUCUCAGUUUGCUUAGACCUCAGAUCUACAAGGACCUAGAACUAAAGAAACAUGGAUUAAAAGUUUAUUUUCGGGACCCUCAUUCCUUUACUCCUAUACUGGAAGCCAAUAAUGGACAUGCACCGAGAUCACUUCUUCUGGGCGCAGAUAUGGCGGAAAACCAAAGGCAGAUCGCAAGGUUUUCUGAGAGAGAUGCAAAGGCAUAUCCAGAAUAUGAGAACUUUAUGAAUCGCCUGGUGUUGGCUAUAGAUCCUCUCCUGGACGCUCCCCCUUUAGACACAAAAGCCAUUUUUGAAGGGACACUUCUAAGAAGAUUGAGGUCACUAAAAACACUCCAGCCAUUGCUGAAAGCAGGACUAACACUGGGAAGUCAGUUUCCUAAAUAUUAUGAAGUCCUCACUGCCCCUAUAUGCAAGAUCCUUGAUCAGUGGUUUGAGUCUGAGCCUUUGAAAUGUACACUGGCUACAGAUGCUGUAAUUGGAGCCAUGGCAAGUCCGGCCACCCCUGGAAGUGGGUAUGUGCUCUUGCAUCAUGUCAUGGGAGAGUUGGAAGGAAAGAAAGGAUCGUGGGGAUACGUAGAAGGAGGGAUGGGCAUGGUUUCCCAAGCCAUUGCCAAAUCUGCAGCAGCCUCUGGGGCUGAGAUUUAUACAGAGAAGGUGGUGGAACAGAUUCUUGUGGACCAAAGUGGGAAGACAAGUGGUGUAGUACUAAACGAUGGGACGGAGGUGCAGAGCAGUUUGGUUUUAUCCAAUGCUUCACCCCACCACACGUUUUUUAAUCUGACUCCAAAGGAACAAUUGCCAGCAGAUUUUAUGACGAUGAUUUCACAGUUUAAUGCAAAAUCUCCCGUUACCAAAAUUAACGUGGCUGUGGACCGACUGCCAAACUUUUUAGCUUCACCAAACAAGGUCGAUGGCAAGCCAAUGCCACAUCACCAGUGUUCUAUUCAUCUGAACAGCGAGGAAAUGCAACUGCUCAAUGAUGCAUAUGAAGACGCCAAUAGAGGAAUUCCUUCCACCAGACCCAUGAUAGAACUUUGUAUUCCUUCAUCAUUGGACCCCACACUUGCUCCACCAGGAUGCCAUGUUAUUUCUCUCUUCACCCAGUACACACCCUACACCCUUUCUGAAGGCCGCCAGUGGAAUGAGGAGGAGAAAAACCUCUAUGCUGACAUGGUAUUUGAUUGGAUAGAGAAAUACGCUCCUGGUUUCAAGUCUUCUGUAAUAGGGCGGGACAUCCUUACCCCACCAGAUCUGGAGAGGAUAUUUGGGCUCCCAGGAGGAAACAUAUUCCAUGGAAGCAUGUCAUUGGAUCAGUUAUACUUUUCACGUCCAGUGGCCACAUUUUCAAAUUAUAAGACCCCCAUCCCUGGUCUUUAUCUGUGUGGCAGUGGAUCACACCCAGGAGGGGGUGUCAUGGGAGCAUCAGGACGCAAUGCAGCUUUAGUUGCAUUACAGGAUCUUAAAUAGUCUUAGCUGAAGAUUGAUAUUUAUUGGAAGACUCUGGAAAUUGAUUUUUUUUCAGCUCAGCAUCAAUAAAGUCAAGUCUUGGUUCAUUCUUA